Phascolarctos cinereus (koala) is the source of this 603-nucleotide messenger RNA. It is a transcript of the gene MRPL23, whose product is annotated as mitochondrial ribosomal protein L23. Gene Ontology annotation, molecular function: structural constituent of ribosome. Gene Ontology annotation, cellular component: mitochondrial large ribosomal subunit; ribosome. Lineage: Eukaryota; Metazoa; Chordata; Mammalia; Diprotodontia; Phascolarctidae. The record is from RefSeq and is a predicted model, not a curated record. Gene Ontology annotation, biological process: mitochondrial translation.
UGCCCUACUUCCGCCGCCGACAGGAAGUUCCGGGAGCAGCUGUCAAGAGAGAGCGGGCGUCAUGGCCCGCAAUGUCCUGUACCCCCUGUACCAGGCAGGAAACCCCCAGCUGCGCAUCUUCCGCACCAAUUUCUUCAUCCAGCUGGUGAGGCCCGGGACGGCACAGCCGGAGGACACCGUGCAAUUCCGAAUCCCGAUGGAAAUGACCAGAAUUGACCUCAAGAAUUAUCUGCAGAACAUCUAUAACGUGCCUGUGGCUGCCGUGAGAACCAGGAUCCAGCAUGGUUCCAACAAGAAGAGGGAUCACAGGAAUGUGCGCAUAAAGCAGCCUGAUUACAAGGUUGCUUAUGUCCAGCUGGCUCACGGACAGAUCUUCAAGUUCCCAGAUCUGUUUCCCGAGAAAGAGCGGAGCACUGAAGCUGGCUCCAUCGAUGAUAUCCAAAAUCAGUUUGUGGAGGAUGAAAGGCAGAGGCAGAAAGGCGACCCCCGGCGUGGGGGGGUCCCUGACUGGUUCGGCUUGUGACGGGGCUGCCCCGGGCCAGGCGGCGGGAGGAACACUUUGAACAAGGCACAAUUAAAGUUUGGCUUUCUGGAAAAGGAAAA